Messenger RNA from Schistosoma turkestanicum, 2316 nucleotides. The record is from the annotation of a GenBank genome assembly. Lineage: Eukaryota; Metazoa; Platyhelminthes; Trematoda; Strigeidida; Schistosomatidae.
AUGCCUUCAAAUUCUACAUUUCCUGGGUCUAGUUGUAAAGAAGUACUGAAAUCAUUCUGUCGAUGGACCAGUGUACGUGGAUUACAGCAUUUAGUUCGCUCAGAGCACCCACUACUUCGUACAAUUUGGGCAAUAUUUGUGGCGCUAAUGUGUUUAGCUAAUAUUGGCCUGGUUACUUUGCUGUUGAUACAUUACUAUCAGUUUAAUACAAUUGAAAAUAUACGUACUCUACGAGGAAUUCACGUAGCCUUUCCACAUAUUACUUUGUGCAAUGUUGAUCCAGUCAACUCAUACCGUGUAUAUUGUCUACAAAAUCCGAAAUCAAAAUAUUGUAAUAUCAAUCCGAAAUAUUCAAAUAUUUUAACUAAAUAUCAAGAAGCUAAUCGAUACUUCAAAACUUACAAAGGUUCAACUAUCUGGCACAAACUAGAAGAUCCAAGUAUGGUAGCCAUCUUUUACCAAUUAAUUGGUAUGGAAGCAGCUAUACAAAUCGGUCAUCAAAUGGAUGAUUUUAUUAUACCAAUCUUUUGUGAAGUGACUACAAGAGAGAAAGGUGGAAUAUUGAUGAAACGAAAAUGUGAAGAAGCUGGUAUUCAAGGUUUACAUUUAAUUACUUAUAAAUAUUUCAACUGUUACACUUUGUCAAUGGAAAAUAUUCACAUAAGUCACAAUGCUGUCCGAUUAUCAAUGAUAUUAUAUUUAGAUGAGGAAGAAGAUUUGAAUUGUCGGCCUUAUUGUACACAUGAAUUUACAGAAUGGGCUGGAAGUAAAAUUGUUGUUCAUUCACCCAGUUCAUAUCCUGAUAUUGAAGCAUCUGCUUUGAAUUUAUUACCAGGUGCAUCAAAUCAAAUUCUUAUCGAUGGUAUGCAUCGUAUUGAAAAAAAGAAUAUGGAAUCAAAACCAUGUGAAAAUAAUGAACGAAAUUUUUCCAUUGUUUAUUUUGAUCAUGCUCAACAAGAAUUUAAACAAAGAACAAUGGGUUAUACAGACACAUUAUGCAUGCAGUUAUUGAUACAAAGUGCAACAAUGGAAGAAUGUCAUUGUAUUGAUUUUUUGAUGCCUAUACCUGGUACACAAAUGGAAUUAGUUAAUCAGUUACCAUUCUGUGGUAAUUUAUCUCGUUCCACUGUUAAUGAAAGUCUUGAUUGUAGUCAACAGGUGAGACAAAAAAACUCCAAAUACUUCCGUCAUCUAUGCCCGAUUCCAUGUGUACAAAUGCAGUAUAAUUAUGAAUUGACUCAAUUAAGAUGGCCACAAAAACCGCGUAUAUUAAAUUAUUAUGCUCAGCUGAAAGAUCGUUUCGAUUAUAAUCGAAAAUUUGAUAUUUAUGAAAAAAUUGAAGAAAUCUCUAUGAUCAAUGCAACACAAGCGUUAACCAUGCUACAGCACACAGAUAUAUUUGAGAAGAAUUUUCUACAUGUUGAUGUUAAUCGCCCGAAUUUCGAUACAUUAAUGUCUUAUAGAGAAAAUGAAGAGUACACUUUACCAACAUUAUUAAGUCAAAUCGGUGGAAUUUGCAGUAUAUUUCUAAGUUUCACUUGUGUUACAGUACUAGAGUUAAUUGAACUAUUAUGUAGACUAAUCACUAUUAUAUAUCCAAGAUUGCUAACUGUUUCCAAAAAUGCAAUACAUUAUUUAAAUAUGAAAACUUUAAAAUUAAAUUAUACCACAUCUACCAAUGAUAAUAACAACAAAACUAAAACUACCUUGAAUGAAUCAACAAUGAAAUUAUCAACACUUUUGUAUGAAAGACAUGAAAAUCACAAACGUCGUGAUACUUAUGUUAAUUACACAAAAGCUAAUAUAGUAAAUACAAUCAAUGAUAAUGAUGAAUUGAAUUGUUUCAAAGAAUUAUUACUUACUAAUAAAACUAAUAGUAGCAGUAGUAGUAAUAUCAAUAAUAUUAAACUUAGAGAAUAUUCUUACAUUGGUUUAUCUAGCAAUGACAUAGAAAAUUAUCUAACAAAUAAUUUUAUACAAAUUCAUGAACCAGAUCAUAAUUAUAUUGCGCAUAAACCUACAAUACAAUUACACUCUAAUUCAAAUUAUCAAAAUAGAAAUCAAUCAAAAUGUAAUUUAGAUAAUUCAUUUACUAAUCCAUAUCAUGAACAAACAAAUAACAAUUUCAUCUUACAUCACAUUUUCAAUCAGAAUGAUGAAUGUGUAAAUAAUAAUAAUAAUAAUAACAGUAAUAACAAUAAUUUGAAUAAUUAUCAAUUAAAGACAAAUCGAUAUUCAACAACACUAACACCACCAACAAUGAUUAUCAGAUCCAAAUCAUUUCCUGACUUAUUUUUAUUACAUCAAUAUAAUUAA